AUGUCUCGACACAAAGGGGAGAGGGGGUCACACGUGUCGGCCAGUGUUGGCAGUAGUGGUGGAAGUAGUGGUGGGAGCAGUAGUGGAGGCAGUGGUGGGGGCGGCGGUGCGGCCAACACUGCGGCCAUGACUUCACUGGAGUUGUGCGACGCCGACGACAUCGCUACCAGUCUUGUGGUCGACCAGUACUUAGGUUUCACCACACAUAAGAUGAACACUAGAUUCCGUUCGCCUAAAAUUAAUCCCAAAGACUAUCUGAAGAAUGUAUUGAUUUGUUUCAAGAAGAAUCAAAACUACGAGCAAACCAUCAAUAAGUUGUUUGCCGGCGAUUGGGCUAAUGCUAUGUUUCACAGCAAAAGCCAGAGAAUGCAACGAAUCAUAAGAAGUCAUUUAACAAACUUUUUGCGGAUGUUUGACGGGAGGGCCGGCUAUGAGAUUAAGCCCUGUUAUAGGUAUUCAAUGGAAGGCAAGUCGGGGGCCAAACUCUGCGCCACUCAAAAGUGGCUUAAAAACGAGAAAAUUGAAUAUCUUAUCGGAUGUAUCGGUGAACUCACUCUCAAAGAAGAACAGGAACUUUUAAAACCGGGAAUCAAUGACUUUUCGGUCAUGUAUUCGUGUCGCAAGAACUGCGCCCAACUGUGGUUAGGUCCCGGCGCGUACAUCAACCACGACUGCCGACCCAACUGUCGGUUCGUCAGCACCGGGAGGCAGACGGCGUGCGUCAAAGUGUUGCGACCCAUAGAUGUGGGCGAAGAGAUCACCUGUUUCUACGGCGAAGACUUCUUCGGCGAUGAAAACUGUUUCUGUGAGUGCGAGACGUGUGAGCGAAGAGUGACCGGAGCUUUUGCUCAGAGGGCCGCCCAAACAGACAAACAGCUCACGACCAACACUGCCAACACUCAAGAGAUUAAUAACAAUAUUAGUGUUAAUCAUAGCAUUAAUAACAAUAGUAUUAAUUGUUUGACAAACAGUUUAAUUCAUAAUAAUGUGUUGAAUAAUAAUAAGAAACAGACGUAUAGUUUGCGGGAAACAGAUAAUCGCCUCAAAAGACAGGCCCGCAAACAGCAAACCAAAAAAGAGGACGAAUUGAAUGCAGACAACAGCUUAACGGCCCAUAACUUGAGGUCAAAACCGAUUAAAAGCGAAGAAAUUACUCACAACUCAGACAUUUGUGAACAACUAAUGGAAGACAAUCACAGCGAAGACGAGAAUAUGGAUUGCGCCGACGAUUCCAAUGAUAAAAGCCAUAAAUUGGUUAAAAAUAUAAACAAUAAUCACAUGAAGAGUAAAACGCGGAAAAUAAUGACCACUAAAAUGAAUUCAACAAAUCUUAAAAAUACGGCUAACAAAAGGACUAUAAGUGCCUCUCCAUUAAGGGUCUCAUCACCGCAGGGCCGACAACUGACCACCAAAACAGGUCUGACCAACAACUCUGUCAAACAGGACUCUGUUGGCCACAAACUCGCGUCGCCAUCGAGUGUCUCAUCACUCCGAAGGUCUACAAGAAUUGCGUCGACAGGCUCGGAAUCAGUGAAAUCCGACGAAUCCGAUGCUCAAGUGGUGCCCACCAGUUGUCCAUCAGUGGUGACCCGUCCCUCUGAUACGGCCACCAGUAAUGAUGUGCCGACGGCUCCGGUCGUAAACCAACAAAAUUGUCUGAAACUGACGAUUCGUGUGCGACGAUUGAAUUCAUGCCAAAACAACGGACUAUCAAAUCAAAACACAAGCAAAAUGUCAAACAAUAGCAAUAUUUACGAUUCGGCCGACGACUCAAUA
This is a messenger RNA of Medioppia subpectinata, 1776 nucleotides long. The record is from the annotation of a GenBank genome assembly. Lineage: Eukaryota; Metazoa; Arthropoda; Arachnida; Sarcoptiformes; Oppiidae.